Talaromyces stipitatus ATCC 10500 is the source of this 3546-nucleotide messenger RNA. RefSeq names its product reverse transcriptase, putative. The transcript has 4 exons. The coding region runs from base 1 to 3546 and encodes 1181 amino acids. The record is from RefSeq and is a predicted model, not a curated record. Gene Ontology annotation, molecular function: nucleic acid binding; RNA-DNA hybrid ribonuclease activity. NCBI's taxonomy places the organism in Eukaryota, Fungi, Ascomycota, Eurotiomycetes, Eurotiales, Trichocomaceae.
AUGUAUGAUUCUGAUAGGGGUGAGGCCUUUAGGGUCUCACCAAGGCUUCCAGAGGAGGCCCUGCAGGCGGCAAAAGACACCUGGAACGAACUGGCAAAGACCCAACUAAGACUAACAGACUCGACCUCAACAGAGGAAGUGGAACGUGAAGCUGAGUGGAUCGAGAAAACCCUGACAGAGGUACUGAAUAGACAUUGCAAACAGAUCAAGCUUUGUGCCCGCUCAAAGCGUUGGUGGAACAGUGAGAUUGAGGCAGAACGAAGCGCGUAUUCCAAGGCUCGUAAGGCCUAUCAAGCUGGUGAGAUUAGCGAGGAAAAGCAUCGAGAAGCACGCAAGGCUUUCUAUUCACUAAUCAGGAGAAUCAAAAGAGAGUGCUGGGAGGGUUUCCUCCAGGGCACAUCUGAAGGUUCUCUGCCUGACCAGAAACGGUGUUGGACAGCCUUACGCUAUACCAAACUACAAACACAAGGUACUACACCAGCUCUAACUGAUGAGGCCUCUGGGGAGGUGAUUGCAGCCACCUUUAGUGAGAAGGAGGAGGUUUUUAGACACCGCGCUUUUCCACAGGCUCCAAACAGCAACAUUGAGUUGCAGCUUCCUGAGCCUGGAUCUGCCCACAAGCUGGUUAACGAGGAAGCAGUCAAGAAUGCCCUCUUUAGCCAGGGACUAGAGAAAGCUCCGGGUACAGAUUUAUUGAACUUCAGAGCUAUCAGGCUCUUGUGGAACCUAGAUUCAGAGCGCGUGGUCAGCCUGGUAAGACAGUGCCUUAGGCUUGGGAUACAUCCGCGGAUCUGGAAAAUAGCUAAGGGGGUUCUCUUGAGAAAGAACGGCAAAACCAACUACACACUGGCUAGUGCAUAUCGAGUGAUAAGCCUAUUGAAGUGUCUAGGGAAGGUGAUUGAGAAGCUCGUGGCAGAGUUGAUCACAAACUUUGCAGAGGCCCAAGAUCUCUUCCACGAUGGCCAAUUUGGAGGCCGUAGGCAACGCAGUGCAAUUGAUGCCGUGGCAUGCUUAGUUGAGGAGAUUCACCAAGCCUGGGCGAAUGGGAAGCUGGCUGCAGCACUGUUUAUGGAUAUUAAGGGGGCCUUUGACCAUGUUGUCUUGGCCAGACUAAUCGAGGUCCUCAGAGAGGCUAGCGUGGAUGGAGACCUUAUACGCUGGGUAGUCUCGUUUCUAUCUGAUCGGCGAGUCACCCUUGUGAUUGACGGACACAUUGGAAAGGAAACAUCGAUAAGCUCUGGGCUACCUCAGGGCUCUCCGGUGUCACCUAUCCUGUUUGUUUUGUAUGUUCAUGGGCUGUCUAGAGCCAUUGAGAGGAGUGUGCCAGAGAUUCGAUGUCUAUCCUUUGUGGACGACCAAGGCCUGAUAACAGCCGCAAGCUCAGUGAAGGAGGCUUGUAGGACCCUUGAGAAAGCAGCCGAAGUAGCCAUCGAGUGGGGGGUGACCAACGGGGUGCAAUUCGAUCGCAAAAGACUGAAGCCGCAUUCUUUUAUAGACGACACAGACGUCAAGUGGCCCAAAACAUAUCCCAAGCCCGGAUCAGGUUGGAGGCGAGUUGGCGACUGUCAACCAACAGAAGUACCGAUAAGCUCUGGGUUACCUCAGGGCUCUCCGGUGUCACCCAUUCUCUUUGUUCUAUACGUUCAUGGGCUAUCAAGAGCCAUUGAGAGGAGUGUGCCAGAGGUUCGAUGUCUGUCCUUUGUGGAUGACCAAGGCCUAGUAACAGCCGCAAGCUCAGUGAAGGAGGCUUGUAGGAUCCUCGAGAAAGCCGCGGAAGUAGCCAUCGAGUGGGGGGUGGCUAACGGGGUACAAUUUGAUCGCAAAAAGACUGAAGCCGCUUUCUUUUAUAGACGACACAGACGUCAAGUGGCCCAAAACGUAUCUCGAGCCCGGAUCAGGGUUGGAGGCGAGUUGGCAACUGUCAAAUCUACAGUACGGUGGCUAGGGAUACUCCUAGAUAACCAACUUACAUGGAAGAGCCACUACAACGCUCGAAUUAAGACAGCAAGAAAUACGAUAAUCAGGUUAAACUCACUCUGCAGAGCUAAUGGGUUACCUCCAGCAUUAGUGAGGCGCAUACAGAAGGCUACAGUGCAAGCCCAAUUGCUAUGGGGUGCCGAGAUAUGGUGGCAAGGCCAGAAAACAUGGGCACAAAGGAUCCAGAUUCUGAUCAAUAAGCAAGCCAGAGGUAUUACGGGCAUGUUCCCAAAAACCCCAAUCGGAGCCCUAAUCAGAGAGGCAGCGUUAGAGCCAGCGACAGUCUUACUGGACGCUAGAGUAGCUCGAUACACAGCGAGGCUACUAGCUCUGCCUGACACGCAUCCUACAGCGCAGAUACUUCCAGUCACCCUCAGACAUGGUGACCUCCGCGCACAACCUGGAGAGCAACCACUGGACGACCGCGAAUGGGCCUCUAGAGACAAUCGGAUGCCGAAUCGACUAGGUCAAAGGCUUGCAAAGCACCUCGCUCAACGGUUAAACAGAGACCCCUCUGGGGGAAUCGAAAGAACUGAACGAUGCGAGCUUAAAAGCUUCCCAGGCUCGAUCCGAGUCCUUGACAAUGAAGAGGCCCUAACGGAGGCUAAUCAACAGCGCCUUGGAACGACGUUUUGGUCCGAUGGCUCCAGACUCGAUACAGGACGUGCCGGAGCCGGUGUCGCUUUACAAGCUAUACCUGGAGGCCCCUGGGAACACGUAGAGGUGCCAAUGGGCCACGGACACGAGGUGUUUGACGCGGAACUAAUGGGAGUAGCUACAGCACUUGAAUGGGCACUUGAGAGGCAACCUCUCGGUCCUAUCUGGAUACUCCUUGACGCGCAGAAUGCUAUUGAUCGCCUCAAGUCAGCAAGACCAGGCCCUGGGCAAGCCCUUGUUCUUAGGGCUCACAGGGCAGUGGAGAAGCUAGCUAUGAGAGGUCAGCCAGUAACAAUACAAUGGGUUCCAGGCCACUCAGGAGUGGUAGGGAAUGAACAGGCUGAUCAAGCUGCUAAACGUGCAGCUAGUAAACAAACCGCGCCCGGUUUUGAGCACCUGUCUCUAGCGUACGUUAGAAGGGCUUGCACGGAAGCAAGAAGAGCUGCAGUAUCUGAAUGGGCUCGAGUCGAAUCAACGCUGUACGAGGCAGGCAUAGAGAUGGACGUGUCUACAAGAUGCCUCGAGGCUGGAACCUUGACCCAGUGGCGGGAAAAGCCCCAAAAAGACUGGCUAGUCGGCCGACGGGAAUCGCCCGAGUGUCAGGCAUGCAAGGAGCCUCAUGAGACAGUGAGGCAUGUGCUUUUUGAAUGCCGAGGACGCCGUACAGGACGGAGGGCUCUAUAUCGAGCCCUCGAGAAAGCUGGAGUGCCGCUACCUACAGCGGCUGAGGAAAGCCCCGAGGCUAGGCUAUUUGCUGAGCCUAGAGCGACGCAGGGUUUGCUGCAAUUUGUGGCUGAAGCUAACCUGUUUAAUGAUAAUGAGCGGACAGCCAGAGAGGCUGAGUCUAGUGAUGUGUGGGGAUGGGAUACGUUGGAGGAAGGUGGCCUAGGUGCCACACUGGAGGAUGGGUAG